GGCCCUCUGGUGGCGUUCGAAGGCACAGACCAUCAUGUUAUCCGUGGCAUGCGGCCGCCCGUUCUACCCCCUGCGAUCCUUCCAUGGCCAACCCAAUCGCCUGGUGGUCCGACGCAGCAGGGCUUCAAUCGUCGAGCGAGGUUCCCCAUGCCGACCGUGGAGAUCCUAUAGCAGCGGAAGCUUGCCCCCCUCGUCGUCCUCCUCAAGAAGCAGAUGGAACGCGCGGCCUCCAGGGACAGACGGAGAUCCUGCCGUGGAAAGCAGAGUUGGUUCCGGAAGCCCUUCUACUAGUUUCUUGUCCCUGCUCUGCCCUCUUCUCAAGUUCUUUGGUGGAGGAGAUCCGUCUCAAGAACGAAAUGAAUUUCUAGAGGUUGCAACAUCUUCAAUAUCUAGUUUAGCUAGAUCUCCAUGGGGUUCAAAAUCAUUAAACAACAUAAACAACCUGGAAUCUGCAACAAGUCCACAACCAUACUUGCAAAUAUAUGAAUUUGAGGCAUGCCCUUUUUGUAGGAGGGUCAGAGAAGCAAUGACUGAGCUGGAUCUCACGGUAGAGGUUUACCCUUGCCCAAAAGGAUCACUACGCCAUAGAGAAUUGGUCUGGAGUAUUGGUGGGAAAGAACAGUUUCCUUUUCUUGUGGAUUUGAAUACUGGUGUUUCAAUGUACGAAAGCAAUGAUAUAGUGAAGUACCUAUUCAGGCAGUAUGGUCAAGGGAGGAACCCAUCUUUUGGUCUCUUGGAGAGCACAGUGUUCACAGGAUGGGUACCUACUCUUCUACGGGCCGGUAGAGGCAUGACAUUGUGGAAAAAUGCAGGAAAGGAACCUUCGAUGAAGCUAGAACUUUAUUCAUAUGAGAACAGUGUGUAUUCUAGGAUUGUUCGAGAAGCGCUUUGUGAGUUGGAACUUCCAUACAUUCUCCAAAAUGUUGGAGAGGGCUCAACAAAAUCCAAGUUGCUUCUUGAGACAUCUGGUUCGAACAAGGUACCAUAUCUUGUUGAUCCUAACACCGGAUUACAAAUGGGUGACUAUAAGAAGAUUUUGUCUUACUUAUUCCAGACAUACUCUGCCAGUAACUAGCUUUUCUUUCGCAAGCUCAUUGGACUGUAUCACACGAGAUGUGUCCCUUCCAUUUCAUGCAGUAAGCUGUGCCAUUUACCAAACUUUCGCCCAGCUAGAAAAAGAAGUGAAGAAAUGUAUGAUGCUCAGUAAUUCAUUUGACAAAUCUAAACCAGUACCUUUAGCUGAUA
This is a messenger RNA of Musa acuminata AAA Group (dessert banana), 1245 nucleotides long. RefSeq lists its product as uncharacterized. Gene Ontology annotation, cellular component: chloroplast. Bases 35 to 1075 code for a protein of 346 amino acids. The record is from RefSeq and is a predicted model, not a curated record. The transcript has 10 exons. Lineage: Eukaryota; Viridiplantae; Streptophyta; Magnoliopsida; Zingiberales; Musaceae.